Messenger RNA from Mugil cephalus (flathead mullet), 10703 nucleotides. RefSeq names its product BCAS3 microtubule associated cell migration factor (gene bcas3). The coding region runs from base 291 to 2828 and encodes 845 amino acids. Gene Ontology annotation, molecular function: protein binding. Gene Ontology annotation, cellular component: cytoplasm. NCBI's taxonomy places the organism in Eukaryota, Metazoa, Chordata, Actinopteri, Mugiliformes, Mugilidae. The record is from RefSeq and is a predicted model, not a curated record. The transcript is spliced from 24 exons. Gene Ontology annotation, biological process: response to starvation; autophagy.
CAAGACACGGGGUUCAUAUUUUAAUAUGUGCGUGCCUCUUUUCUAAUAGGCGACGUCGUCAUUAGCCCCGCCUUUACUGCCGCUUGAUUGGCUGGACCACAGUGUGUCUGUGCUGUGAUUGGCUGCCAGAGACACAACACAGUUCCGCAAAUCUAGCCUGCUUGUGUUUUGACAUUUUUUUUCUGGUUUGUUUUUUUUUUCUUUUCUCCCAAGAGAUAUUUGGGCCACCGACACAAGUGCAAAUCCAACGGGACUACCAGCUCACAACACCACGGAAAAAUUCACUCAAAAUGGCAUCGGACUCCCCGCGCAGGCCGAGUCGCUGUGCUGGAGGGGUGUUGGUGAGAGCACAAGCUGCUACGGAGCAGUCGUACAUGGAAAGUGUAGUGACUUUCCUGCAGGAUGUGGUCCCCCAGGCAUAUACCGGCGCUCCACCCACUGAUGAAAAAGAGAAAAUCAUUUGGGUUCGCUUUGAGAAGGCUGAUGUCAACGACACUUCCCGCAACCCGGAGUUUAUCGAGAUGCACAGUGGCACCUCGGACCCUCCCCUCUGCCUCAUGAUUGGCUAUACCGACGGCAUGCAGAUCUGGAACGUAUCUCUGGCUGGGGAAGCCCAAGAGCUGUUCUCAGUGCGUCAUGGUCCUGUGCGAGCCGCUCGAAUUCUGCCAGCCCCCCAUAUCAGUCCACUGAAGACGGACGGUUUUGCUGAAAAGAGGCCCCUGCUGGGGGUUUGCAAGAGCACAGGUUCCUCUGGGACAAGCCCUCCCUACUGUUGUGCUGACCUCUAUUCUCUACGGACGGGGGAAAUGGUUAAAUCGAUACAGUUCAAGACGCCCAUCUAUGAUCUCCACUGCAACAAACAUAUUCUUGUUGUGAGCCUCCAAGAGAAGAUCGCAGCAUUUGACAGCUGCACCUUCACCAAGAAGUUCUUUGUUACAAGCUGCUAUCCCUGCCCUGGCCCCAGCCUCAAUCCAAUAGCUCUGGGAAGCCGCUGGCUCGCCUAUGCUGAGAACAAGUUGAUAAGAUGUCACCAGUCUCGUGGUGGAGCUUGUGGCGACAAUGCACAGUCGUACACGGCUACAGUGAUCAAUGCUGCCAAAACUUUAAAGACAGGCCUAACGAUGGUGGGUAAAGUCGUUACCCAGCUGGCGGGCACCCUACCAGCAGGUCCUCCGGAUGAAGAGGGCACGACUCACAGUUUGGGGCGGCGCAGCCCCCACAACCCCGGUGUGGUCACCAUCAUUGACACACACAGUGUCGGAGAAGGACAGGUCUUGGUGAGUGAGGACUCGGAUGGAGAGGGAGUGGUGGCUCACUUCCCAGCUCAUGACAAACCCAUAUCCUGCAUGCAAUUCAACCCCAGUGGGAUGCUGCUGGUGACUGCCGACACGCUGGGCCACGAUUUUCAUGUCUUCCAGAUACUCACCCACCCAUGGGCGUCCUCACAGAGCGCAGUUCACCAUCUCUACACUCUGCAUCGUGGAGAGACAGAGGCCAAGGUCCAGGACAUGUGUUUCAGCCAGGACAGUCGCUGGGUGGCCAUCAGCACCCUCCGUGGCACCACCCACGUAUUUCCCAUCAAUCCCUAUGGCGGUGCACCCUGCGCCCGCACACACAUGUCCCCGCGGGUGGUCAAUCGGAUGUCUCGCUUUCAGAAGAGCGCCGGCCUAGAGGAAAUUGAACAGGAGCUGAACAGGGCGGCCGCACUGGGAGGAGGAGCUGGAGGAGGAGGUUUAGUAGGAAGCAGCUGCAUCCUGGGUGGAGGAGGAGGCGUCGGAGGCCGCUGUAGCCCCAUACCUGGCCUGUCCAGCAGCCCUUCGGGCUCUCCGUUGCACGCCAAACUGACCAGCCAGGAUUCGUACAACAACUUCACCAAUAACAACAUGGGGAACCCGCGGCUCACCCCGCUGCCCAGCCUCACCGUAGUGCUGCCCCUGGCCCAGAUCAAACAGCCCAUGACCCUGGGCACCAUCACCAAACGCACCGGACCCUACCUCUUUGGGGCGGGAUGUUUUGCCAUUAAAACUCCAUGCAAAACCAAGCCACCCCCUCAAAUCUCCCCAAGCAAGUCCAGCGGAGGAGAGUUCUGUGUGGCCGCCAUCUUUGCGUCAUCUCGCUCCUGGUUCAUCACUAAUCCCAACAUGAAAAGAGAGAAAGAUCAGUCCAGGCAGUCCAUUGUCGACUCACUGUACAUCCUCAGUUGCUACGGUAACUUGGUGGAACAUGUCCUGGAACCACGGCCAAUUAGCACCGCACAGAAGAUUAGCGAUGAUACACCUUUGGAGCUCAGCACCUGUCCAAGAGCCUGCUGGACUCUAGCAAGGACUCCACAGUGGAAUGAACUGCAGCCACCCUUCAAUUCCAACCAUCCCUUAGUGCUGGCCUCAGACCUGGUGCAGUACUAUCAGUAUCUUCUGGCUGCGAUGCCUCCAGGAAGCCCAGGACCGAUUACUCGUCACGAGUCGUCCGACAGCCUAGCGUCAGACCACAGCGGACCGGAAGACGAGGAGUGGCUCUCUCAGGUGGAGAUUGUGACCCACACAGGCCCUCACCGGCGCCUCUGGAUGGGCCCCCAAUUUCAGUUUAAGACUAUUCACCCUUCAGGCCAGACCACAGUCAUCUCCUCCUCCUCCUCGGUGCUUCAGUCCCAGGGCCCCGUUGAUGUCCAACAGCCCCUCUUGGACUUUGACACAGAUGAUCUGGACCUACACAGUCUCAGGAUCCAGCCUGUACGUUCAGAACCAGUCAGCAUGCCCGGCUCAUCGCGGCUGGUGGCCGAUCGCCGCGGACAGACCAACAUCAUGGACGCGGGAUCAGGUUAUUCCUAGAAAAGACGCUCCUCGCUCUGCCAAUUCCCAUUUCAAUUAAUUUUCCUUUUGCUUUUUUUCCCCCCCUUGUGAGCAUGCUUCACUUUCAUUCCGCCUUUAUAUCUAUCAUCCAUCCAUCCGUCAUCCACCCUUCCCUCUCCCUCUCACGACCCAGUCAUUGUUUUAUCAUUGGUGUGUGAGAGAAGAGGACAGGCGGGAGGAGGAGGAGGAGGAGGAAGAGAGGAAGAUGGACAGCUUUCUACUUGUCUGUCUUUGUCUGUCUCUCUGUUCAUUUUUGUCUACUUAUGGCUUUGUAAAUAGCAGGAAAUUACAAAUAACAUUAGGCAGUAAUUUAUUAUUUUUGUUGUGACUGGAAAAUCUGGAAAAAAAGAAGUCUGACCAUUUUUUCUUUUUUUUAACAUACAGUUAGAAGCUCUGUUGUAUUGCAGAUCUCUGCAAGGGAUUCUCUGUUAACUUUACAUCUAAAGCAUUAUACAUUAAAGUGAUUUGAACGGGGCUUCGAGAUAAGAAACGUGCAGUUCGUAUUUCAGAUUCCGAAAUUCUUUCAGGCGUCUACCUCAUUCGACAUUUAGUCAAAUAAUUCCUAAAUUUGUCUGAGUUGCAUCAACCUGAUUCCGUCUACGGAGGAGCUUUGUUCCCUUUAUUAAGCAUAACAAUUUAAUGAAGUGACUAUUAUUCCACCUAUUAAAAUAUGACUAAACAUGUAAAAUAUGAUUCUGCCCGGCCGAGUAUACAACAACAAGUAUAAAGGAAAAUCAGACACGUUUAAGUCAUUGGCAUCAAAUUUGGUCAUAAUUUGCAUGUGACAUAUUUAUAGAAUAAAAAGUAAAAUAUAUAUUAUUAGUAUUUGUAGUUGUAACAAAUUUGUUGACUCAAAAGAAGCAGAAGCUGCCCUAGCAGCUGAGCCCGGUUACCUGUUGCUUCGGUCCAUUGCCAACUGAAGCCUGUGUCUUGUACUGUGCUACAGUUUUACUUUAGAGCAACUUACACAAACACUCGCUCGGCAGCAUUCGGCCCUUUAGGCAGAGAAUAAAGCACAUAUUCUGUAUCCAGCUCAGGAUGAGAUGGAAGAUGGGUCAAAGAAUGAGGGAGGAAAUGCGCAAGUGCUCUUGUGUCUGCGGAGGAGUGGUCCUCUUCAAACGGCCUAUAUUAAUGUGCGUGUACAGUAGCCCUUGAAUUGCACAAGUGCAUUUAUGGUGUUUUUUUUUUAUUAUUAUUAUUCAUUUAUUUAUUUUACAUAAAUUGUCCUGUUGGAGAGUUUCCAUGUUAAGUAAUAAAAAUGGAAAUAGCAUAAUAGUCCACAUUUUUAUAGUAGAUUGUCUGCUCUGGUGCUCGAUACUUAUGUCUUUUUUCCAUGCAGUAUGAGUACUAGCAGCUAUUCUCAUGCAUGUGGGAUAUCAUGAAGUUGAGUAUAACAUACCAGCAGCAAAACUUUUAGUGCAAUGGUUUAAUUACAGACGUAUUAUAAAACAAUGAUGUUGCUGAUCUGACCUACGUUGGACUUUAAUGUAAAAGUCAUGUUUUGGCUUAUUUGACAUGAAAGUCUCCUCCAGUAUUAUGUCAUGAAUAAUAAUGUACUGUAUGUAUUACUUUUUUCAGUCAAAGGUUAAAUUACAAAAACAACAAAAAAUAAUUCCCUCUACAUCUGUUACCUGGAUCUUUUUGAACAUUUGCAGAUAUUUUCCAUUUCAAAAGUCACUUGACAGAAAGUUAAUCUCAGUGUUUUAAACUUUUGCAUCAGCAUUUUCUUCCUGGCAAAUUGUGAAGUCACCAAAUCCAAAAAAGCAUAAAAAGUAACAGAAAAAACAACAUAAAAAAAAAACAAAAAAAAAACAGAAGAGCUGCCAACUAAACAAGCAUCAGUAACCUUCACCGGUCUCUUCUCUCUUCUCUUUGUGCAUUUGUGUCAAAAAGAGUUUCUCUAUGUUACACUUCCUCAGUAGUGAGUGUUGAACCAGUUAAUUGACCCUGUCUGUAUUAAAAAGUAUUUCAAUUCCUUAAAUUUGUAUUUUUGUUCAUGUAUAAAAAGCUAAUUUCACAUUAAUUAUACAUAUAUGUGCCAUUCAGUGAAGUUUCCAUAUAUUAACAUUAAACCUUACAUGUUUUACCUCAAUCUGAAAAGUAUGUGUCUGGACUUACAUACAUACAUGUAUAGCUUCCCACACAGCACCAGCUUUUCUCAAUUCCACAUUAUUUAGUCAUUACAGCGAACGUGUGUGUUAUGUGUGAGUAUUAAAGACAACCUCACACCAUGUAGGCCCCUGGCACAUUGUGUUUGUGAGACAGUUUGUGCAUAAAUAUCCACACACGCAAAGCCAAGAAUGGUGUUUGUAUGCAUGUGUGUUACAGUAUGAAUUAUUUAUACAUGAGGAUGAAGAAUGUAAUUGAAUUUGUGCAUAUCUUUUGGCACACGUGUUUUUCUCUUGCGUUUUUUUUCAUAAGAUAUCCCUUGUUUCUCCAAGGUUACUGUCACCUACAUCUGUAAUGAUCUGUAAUAGUAAAGGUGCGUGCUUUGUUGAGCAGAAAAGCUGUUUGAUGUGUGGUAUGUGUGCCACACUGAGGUGGCCUUAAAAGUCCAGUGAAUAAUGACCUCUUUUAGAAACAAUGGCAGUCAGUCACCUGAUCUUGUUAUCUCACGUAUCUUGCCUCAAGGAAGUACGUUCUGUGCAAUUUCAACUGUCUAAACCUAUUGCCUUGUCAAGUAUUCAUAUUAAUCACUUUUGCGUGGUACAGAAAACUUACUGUAACUAUUAUUAAACUGAAAUGCUACUAUAUAUAUAUUAUUUGAUAUAUAUCAAAUACAGUGUUUUGAACUUCUCUCCUGCUUCAUUCGAUGACAUCUGCAGUUACUGUAACAGUAAAAGAAGUUGGUUCGCUGCCUGAGAAGUUAGAGAUGUGCCACCUGCAGCUCCUCAUCUAAUAGCUCACUGUAGCUGCUUGUUCUUCUUCAAUCAGGAAUUAGUUCAGUUUCUGUUUAACAAGUCACUGAAUAUUUUUGCGUUUUGCCAACUUAUCGGAUCACACUUAAAUUGCGGCUUAUCGCACCAGCAUGCAGCUGCUCUUAUAUAACCAUCAUUAGCUUUCAGCUUGAAAUAUUUAAAGUAUGCGCAAUCUAAAAAUAAAGUCCAUUGAAGAGAAACAUAUCUUUUAACACUGUAACAUAGCAUUGUAAGACAUCAGCGUUACCACAUUUCCUAUUCAAACAUGACAUCGCUGUCAUAACAUUACAUAAAACACAUAACCUUUGUGUGCUAAGGAUAAGGAACUCGUCAUCAUUAGCCUUAAGCUAAUGUUAAUGUUUGCAGCUAUAAGUAAGUAGCUCACUAACUUUGGCGUUCAGGUUAAUUAAGCUAAGCUAACUAACCAAAUCAUGGACGCCUUAGGAAGACGACUGUCCCUCUUCAUCAGAAACUGAAUCAGGCACUGUGUGCUUCCUUUUCAGAUGUCUUUAAAGGUUCUCAGUCAUCUGGUCAUGGUAAUCCAAAAGACGUUUAAAAAGGCAACUGGACUUGUAAAGUUUGAGCCGACGUUUCGCCUCUCAUCCGAGUAACUUCUUCAGUCCUUUUCAGAUGCUCGUGCAUUAGCGUUGUGCCGCCAUGAAAGGCAAGUUCAGUUCAAGUUUGAACUGCAUAUUCUUCUCUUUUAUAUUUUUGGUGAAAUGUUCCCAAACUUUAGAGCUCCACUGCUGGUUAGUCAUGAUAGUGUUUGGCCAUAGCUUUUCUGGCGAAAUCAUGGCUGACUUAAAAAAAUAAAUAAUAACAUCUCCAUUCAUGAUUUUGAUAGACGUGUUAAUCGUGACUAGUCGAUCUUGGCAGCCCUAUUUCUGACUGCAGUUAUUUCCUUGUCGGGGCAUGCCCAAAUUGACGAAAUCUCUUCCCAAAUCAACUGUUGCGUACUCAACAGUCUGGUACAUGUACUGUUACAUCUCUAAUUCGUGUUGGUCAUUUUUUGUUGUGUUGAUACAGUAUGACGACGUUUUAACAAGGGACACCGUAUUUCAUAUUUUAUUAGUAGUGGACUAAAUAAUAAUAAUUCACAUUAAUAUAGAGGCAGCUAUGUAUUGACAUAACAUGCUUUAGAAUGUAUUGCAGCAUUUGAUUGUAAACCUGUUGGCCGCGUUAACACCAUGUUCAUUAAUAGCCAGUUAAAUUAAGUGUAAUUGUCCAUGUGCUUUUGUUUAUGGUAGAAAGCUCCUCGGGGCGACCUUUUCUACUUAUUGAAUGCAAAACAACUGUGCAUCACGGGGAGUCAAAAUUCAAACAAUAAAAUCCAAAUGAUUCAUGGUGAGUUGCAAGCAAGAGCCACCAAGUGAGGCUUUUUAGUAACGCACCACCAGGACAGAAGGCUUUCGUACCCUUGGCCCUGUGUUCACAUUUCACUCUGCACAAGUUGGGGUUGCGCUCCUCUCCCACUUUGGGCCAUUACUCUCCACUUUGUAAUCAUACUCAACAAUUAUAACCUCACAGUGUGCCUCUGAUUACUGUCCGGGUGUAUUUUGGACUGUUCUGGGAAUACAAGAAAAAAAUAAAAAGAAACUGAUACGGGUCCCACCAGAACUUUAGGUUACACACAUUUACAGUAACCCCGUCCGUGUGUGUUUGUGUGUGGGUUGCCUUUCGUUUGAAGUGCUCAUUCCCUCUAAAUUACAGUGCUGCCAUAAUGAAGUAUUACCAUGCGAUUUCAAGGCAGACCAUUACAAAGAGGGAGAGCAAGUAUGUGUGUGUGUGUGUGUGUGCGCGCGCUGGACACUUGAGGUGAAAGUUCAAACGGGAUGCCUGAGCAAAGAGCAUUUGUCCAUCCUCAGUGUGUGUGUAUCUGUGUGUGUGUUUGCACUUACAUGUGUUCUGUGAUGCAAGUAGAAACAUAGCUUUUUUUUUUCUUCUUCUUCUUUUUUUUUUACACAUAGCAUUCCCGCUGUGUCGAGACCCGUUUGUGUGUGUAACAAUGCGUAUGAGUCAAGAAAGAAAGACAGUUGCGUGAGCAUCCUCCCAGUUGUGUUUCUAAAUGUGUGGAUCCACCAGCCAGCUGUGACAAAGCAGUUUGAGCUCGCCCACACACACGCUUGGAAGUGCCAGCGUCUUUGGCUGCAGGCUACGCCGGCCUCACCUACGGCCUCCCUGGCCUGCUGAAUGUUGCAUGAGGCCCAGGCUGCAUCAUACAUAGUGCAUCAGCACAAACAUGCCAUCAGAUGAUAUACAUACUGCCCUGGCACCUGUAUCCACCUCGGCUAACAAACAUCCAAUCCAUUUUUCAUCAACACAUCCAGUGGGAUGGAUGUUUUUUCGGGCAGGAAAGUAGUUCAACUGUUUUGUUUUGCUUUGUUUUCUUCUCAUGGUGAUUUGAUGCCGUUCUAUUUACAAAAGACAAAUUUGGGAUUAUGAUGUAUUGGUUUAAAUGUUUUGCAGCCAGCAAACCUCCAGCAACACUGAAACACACAAGAAUGGCCAGACAUAACCGACCACCACUUCAAGGGUUUAGUGUAUUUGGAUCUGUUUGAUUUGAUUUCUGUUUUGACUUUUAAGCGUUUCAAUUUCAUUUAUAAUUCAGCGUGUAGAAGAAGUAACCAUUUGUCUGCAGAUAGCAACAAGGGUGAGGAGAAAGUGGGUCCAGUUUUUUAUUUUAGAGCAGCAAUGACUGCUACUAAGUUGUUCAUGGGCAACUAUUAUAUAUGGAUGAAGAUUUCAACUAAAAUUUUACCAGUGAACCUAAUUGAACUUAGAGACCAUCUGGGGAACACUUCUGAGAAAUCAAGAGCUAAAAAUCCACCAGGCUCUUAUUCUAUUUAUGUCUCUGUGGUUUUACUAAUAUGCAUAUUGGAUGAUCUGAUCACAGCAGUCAGCUCUAAGAACCAAUGUCACUUUACGAGUGUGAACGCCAAUGUGUCCGGGGCCACGGAGGAUGUCAGUUUAGUAGGCGGCCCUUCACUAUCUAAACAAAGUUUUGCCUCUUUUGGUUUUAGCUGCGGGGGUACCUCCAUCAAUCACAAAACAAAACAGAUGGUGCGAAGUGCUCCAGUACCUGGAGAGAAAACACACAGAUGCUUCGGUUGAAAAGUGAUGCCAGAAAAGGCAGGAGCACCGUAUCUGCUUUUUAAUUCGUCUUAGAACUGUGAGGAAAGUUAGGCUAAUAAAUAAAAGUAAAAUUAAAGUAACUAAAUUAUCGAAUGUGAGCAAACUUUAUGUAUUUUUUUUUCUUUUUUCUAAUGAGCCAAAUAUUUAAAUAUUUGUAAAUUGACUAAGUUAAGUUACCGUUUACCGUGGAAAUUUUCAGGCAGUUUACAGCAAUGAAAUUACAGACUCUAUUUAUGAAUGUUUCCUGCAUGAUGUAGGUGUAGAUUUAUUUGCAUGCAGCGUGUGGCACUGAGAUCCAGUCCCAGUGAUCUCUUCAGAUACAUGCAGAUGCAUUUCAGUGGGUAGUGUAGUGUAGCUGGACAUACUGAGAGCAGCUCAACGGUGGAGUUGAACUGGGCCUGUGUGAUAGUUUGGACGUUUUAUGAAUGUCAUGCUGUUCCAGAUGGUGCUGUUUUUGUCAGUCAUAUCAGCCUAUAUGUAGACUUAAGACAACUUUACAUCUGGAAUGUGAAAAUCAUUUUGAUGUUUAAUUUGUCAAAAGCAAAUUUUUCAUUUGCACGUCUCCUUGCAGGUUAUUACAGUUUUACAACAUACAGUAAAUCUUAAAUAACUGACUGAUUCCAGGUAUUCUGGAAGAAUGCGCCUACUCAUUGGACACUUCUGACCUUUUUAUAGUUAAAAUAAGCAAAAAAAAAAAGCCAAAGUGGACAAUAUGAAGCAUAGGUGUUAAAGGGUAAAUUUAUAAAACAUAGCUGACCGAUACUCAAAAUAAUGUACUUGAACGCAUCUUGUGUGAACAGUGUCAGGAUGGAAGCUGCUCGGUGAACCUGCUGCAGUCCAUUGAGGGCGUCUUGUUUUCCAAAAUCUCUGCCUGUCCUCCUGUCCAAAGAAGUCUAAAAGUCAUACAAUGUUACACUAACACAUCAGUCCAACUUUCAGACUCCUACUAAAGAUACUCGCACCCAACACCCUCCAGCUCCAUCCUCAUAGCACGAGGUGCCGACUGCAGCCAUGCUGUCACCAUGGCAGCUAUCACCCAACAUCUCUUGCUCCCAGCUAGUGACCUAUCUAGCUACUGCAUUAUAGCUAGCGUGCUAACAGCAGAGGGGCCAAGCGCCCUUUAGCGAGUCUCCCCUACAAAGCAGAGUCUCCUAAAUGAAAACCAUUCCCCUCUGUCUGCUUCCCCAGAUCUGCUCAGGGACAGAAGCCGUGGGGUCAGCAGCUGGUGGAGGAUAUGGCAAUUGUUUAUGAAAAAAAAAAAAAAAUGCUUUCUCAAGCCCACCAAAAACACACAUUUUCGGGAGGAGGCGGGGCGGCUCUGCCCCUGAACAGCCAACAGCUGGGAAGGGUUGGGAGUAGCCUGGAGGCUGGCAAGUAGCCCCUUCCCCUGUCCAGAUGGGGGAGGUUAGGCCGAGGCUAGCUGCAAGCCCACACCACCCCUCUCUUCCCUCCACUUCCCAAACUUCCCAUUCCCAUUAAGGGGAGGUUGAAGAUUGCAGAGGGAAGGAAAGGAGGAAGAAAAGCAAAAGAGCAUGACUGCUCUGUUUUUCACCCCCAACCCUCCCUCCGUCUUCAGUCUAAUCAAAUAAAGCAGGAAGCUUCCGAGACGGAAGAGGAGUGUUUAUUGAUAUGUGCGUGAGCUCCUUCACCCCCUGUCCUGUCCCCGUUGUUUAUUUUUUCGUCCACCACUUUAGAAAAUUCAGAUAUUUUCAGUGUUUUCAUUUAUCAUGCCUGACUGAAUGUUUGAAAACUGCUGCGGCAAAAAAAAAAAAAAAAAAAAAAAAGGAACCGUUCCUGUCGCCUU